AUGAGCAAAAAGUUCAAAUCUCAGGCCUCCAGCAGUCGCGCUGCUGCUAGUGCCUUUGGAUCAUUUGGAGGCUUCUCCAGUGGACUCUCCGGUCAAGGAAAAGAGCCGUCUGUGCUCACCUACAUUGCAGCACCACCAGAUCUUUCUCGCAUUGCGGACCAACACCUGGUCAUCGCAUUCAAAAAUUUGCUGAAAAAAGAUGAUAUCACACGAACAAAAGCCUUAGAAGAGCUGAGGGAUUACAUCUCUAAAGUCGAAGGAAACAGCGGAACUCUAGACGACGGGUUCCUGGACGCCUGGGUCAAAAUCUACCCUCGUCUCUCGAUUGAUCUUUCGCGCCGAGUUCGACAAAUCGCACACCCGAUCCAAGGUACAAUUUCUGGCCUUGUGGGAAAGCGCAUUGUGCCCAAUCUACCAAAAGUCAUCGGAGCAUGGCUUGCCGGAAUUUACGAUAAUGAUCGACCAGUCCAGCGAGCCGCCCUUGAAUCAUUUACCAAGGUCUUCUCAUCGGAAGAAAAAAGGAACAAUGUGUGGAAGAUCUACCAAGGCUCCAUUUUGGACUUUGUAGAUGAUGUCAUUCUUCACCAAACAGCCCUGACGUUGAGUGAUGAAAGGACAGUCAAGAGAGACGAUGCUGAAGGCAAGUACGCCCGCGUUGUUGGGGCCGCAAUUAUGCUAUUCAACCGGGUACUGGGGAAUUCGACCAAUGAAGAUCUGCAAAAGAACCUCACAGAGAUUGAGACUCUAUUAGGAAGCAGGUCUCUUUGGUCUCUCUGUUACCACGAUGACCCCUAUGUUCGUCGAUCUAUUUAUAUUCUGCUUCGAUCUGCUGUCUCUCGAGAACCUGGAUGGCUUGACUGGAAUACCCUGAGCUCAACAAUCAUUGGAAAAUCGUUGUCCCUUCAGCAGAUUGGAUCGGGCUCCGAAUUAUCUGAGUCUCUUCUUCUGUUGACAUCGUCAAGGCCUCAGGUGUGGACUGAUGAUUAUACUGGAAAAUCAUCUGCUUCGAAAAGACUGCGCCAGUAUAUUCAGAAAGGAUCCCAGGGUGGGCAUGGCAACUACUGGUCGAAUCUUGAUCAAUUGCUCCGAAUCAUUCCCCGGGAGGUACUGGCAGGUGCCGACAAGGCAACUGCUGAUGAAGGAAUUACAUCCACCAGUGCGACUGCCCUGACAGAGGCUUUGCAGGAAGGCCUUAACUCUAGAGAAGAGCCUCGCCAAAAUCUGGCCGUUGGAUGGAAAUCUUACAUCCAGAUCGGAACGUGGCUUGCAACUCUGAUCCCCGAAGAUCAAAGAUCCGAAUUUAUUGAAAGGAGACUUUCUCCCCUCGUGAUUAAUUACGUGCAAGCCAACCCAGAAUUGUCGCAGUGGUCUCUUCCUGCCCAAUCAGCCGAAGGAACCUGCGUCGGCUAUCUCUGCACCCUGGCUUCUACAAAACAGGAACAGGCAUUGCAGUCAUUGUGUGCGGCCCUUUCCGACGGUCUAUUAGAAGCUGUGAGGCUAUCAUCACCAGAACAAUCAAAGGAUUUCCGCGCUUCGCAAGACUCAAUAUGCGCCCAAUCAAAACGCCUAUUGGCCUUGCAAUCUGCCGUUCUCUCCCGGAUUGCAGAAACCGAAGUCGAACCUCAAGUCUCGGAGGUUUUCGAAAAAUCAAGUGCAGCCCUUCUUGAGGGUUGUCUGCAGGUUUUGCGCACCCGCAAUGGAAAACCAUAUGGAGCUGCGGCUGUUGUGGAGGAGUGUGUUCGCAGUAUGCCUUCUGUUGCCAAGAAGUCUUCAGAUCUUCUCAAGUUUGUUCGAAAAGAUGCACCAGAGCUUUUGGUCUCCCCAUCUGCUGAUCGCUUAAUUGCGAUCAUUCUGGCAUGUCGGGACUGGGACGGCUAUGCGUCCAGUUUCGAGAACAUUGUUGAGCAGGCGCUGGCUUUGGAGCCCGAGCAAUCAAACGUCCAUGUCCUUAAAAGCUUGCUCUCUUCUCUCGACUUUAAUGAAGUUGAUCACAAGGAAAAGCUCAACUCGCUCGUCGUGCGGGCUCUUGAUAAGGCUUGCCGAGGUAGUCAUGCCCAUUGGCCUAUCAUCACUGCUGUUCUACAGAACAAGUCAUCUCAUGGUGAAUUGAUGGACCAAAUAUUCUUGUCUCUGGUUGACGCCAUGUCUUCGCGUGAUAGAAUCUUUGAUGCUUUGCAUGGGCUUUCGCAUAUUGGGAAGACUGCUCCGUCAUCGGUUCGAGAAUUCCAGGCUGGACCUCGCGGUUCAAAAUUAGCGGGCAAACUGCUCUUCCUUGCAGAAUCCUCCGAGGAGGAAAUAUCAAGCGUAGCGGAGUCAUUGUUGAAGUCCUUGAAGGCAGCUGCCGCUGGCGAUACGAGUGCGAAGUCAAGCAUUGAGAUUCUUCAACAUGGUUUCACUAAUGUAAACGAAGAAUCAUUGUCGAUCGAAUCGCUUCUCGCUAUAGCAGACGAGCUUCUGCCAACUCUGACAGCCGGAGGGGCCACUGGCACAAUCAAGGAUAUCUUGCCCUCUCGUCGCACAUGGGAGGAAGCAUUGAGUCCUUUUCUCCAGCUUCCACCUCGCUCUUCUGCUACUGUCACGAGCCCUCUUGGUGGUAUCGUCCAUUUGGUUGAGCGAGAGCUAUCAGACUCUUUCAAGGCCUUGUGGCUUACCAUUCCCCGUGACUCGGAUCAUUGCUCUUCUGCGUUCCGUCUGGCAACCUUCACGAUCAGUAUCCUCUCAAACUCUGAGGUAGCGAAGCAUCUUGAGCAAGAAGAUCUGGAGACUUUGUUCCAAUUUCUCCCCUUGGCUGUUCAACUAAUUGAUGAUGACCUGAGCAUCGAGAGUUCCAAUGGUAUCUCAGGUCUCGAGUUAGCUGAUCAGCGCGAGGAAUACAUGGAAAUUGUCUUCAGCGGAAGAAGGGUGAUUGGCGGCUGGAUUCGGGCGAACGAGCCACUUGCCUCUGCGCCAGAUCUAACAGUUUCCUCUUUAUUCACGAAGUUCUGGGAGACCAAGUUGGAAAAGCUCAAGGGCACAUCACCCACGGACUGCCGGGUUGGCGAGGCCUUUGUGAAGAUUAUGACCGCAGUUGAUUCAUCGAAAUCUUCAGAUGAUAUUGCAAAGAUUUGCAGAGAAGCCCGGACAGCAAAUGCUAUCCGUUCAGCAUCCUGGUUUGCCGUAUUGAGGGGUCCUAUUCUUUCAAACCCAAUUGGGAACCGGAUUUGCAAUGAGUUGGUCGCAGAUUCUACUGGACUUAAGCACCAGGAUGCUUCUCUGGGUGGUCUGCAAAAGCUUGCACUCCUCAAUAUCCUCCUUUCUGGGGAGGAGGAGGUCGUCUCCACCAUUCCCACACAGCGACUUAUUUUCCUGACCAAGCACUUAAUCGAGUGUCUUCAAUCUGAACCUGUGCCUCUUGGUCUGAAGGCCGAAGUUAUUAAAACAUUGUCCUUUGUUCUUCCGGCUCUGGGUGAAAUUUAUGGAUCUCACUGGGAGGAAAGCAUGGAUAUUUUGAGCACUGUGUUCCGGGAAACUAACGGAGGUGACGAGGCUUUACCACUGCUUGUUUCGUCGUUCAGGCUAUUCUCGAAGUUGAAGUCCAUCUCAGAAGGUGACAGCAAUGAUGAUGCUCAGGACGCUUGGUCAGACCGAAAGACCAAGCUCUUUAAUGAUGUGGCGUCUACCAUUGACAAAUUUGACUCGUCUACUACAUUCCACCAGCCUCGUGACGUUGCCGUUGAACUACUGCGACGCCUGAUUACUACCAUUCCGAUUGAUAAACUGGAGGAUGUUAGUGAAACCUUCCACCUUCUGACUGCACACAGCCGAGCAGUUCAGCGGACAGCUUACACGAUUCUUCAUCGCUACAUCCCUCACUGCCAGGAGCAUGUCUCUUUUGAUGUCGCCUUAUCAAAGACUGCAGUCAGUCUUCCUGAUGAGCUAGUGUCUCUGCUGAUGGAGCCACCAACAAUGCAAAUGGUUUCUUCUGGUUAUGGAGACGACAAGAUGUGGACCACAAUGCGGUCAUACCUAUUGGCCUGGCAAGUGGUAUAUGACCACUUCUCGAACGCAUCGCUUCCCGUCCAGGAGUAUUACACAGGGAACUUAAAGGAAAACAAUGUUCUCAUUCCCCUGCUGGAGUUCACAUUCGAUUUCCUUCAGAAGUCCCACGGAAAGAUGAUCGAUGCGUCCAAGCUUGACAUUCGGUCAUUCGAGCCAGAUCAAUCCGAGUCCGCUGAGAAGGAAACACAAUGGCUCUUGGUCCAUCUCUACUACCAGUGCCUGAAAUAUUCGGCCAACAUGACCAAGAACUGGUGGAUCGACACCAAGAAGCGGAUCAAGGGACCAGUGGAGUCGUGGACGGAGAAAUACAUCUCCCCUCUCGUGGUCGAGGAUGCCCUCAAGGGUGUUACCGACUGGAUCGCAACCCAAGAUCCAAAUGAAGAGCGAGCUCUGGAUGUGAAAAUCUCAGCAAAGACAGGAGAAAUCAUCGCAUCCAUCCCCGUCGACGAAGAAUCCCCUCCAGUCGCCAUUUCCAUCUCCCUCCCUCCCGCAUACCCCCUCCAACCCGCCCUAGUCGUCGGUCGCAGCCGCGUACUCGUCGACGAGAAGAAGUGGAAGAGCUGGCUGCUCACGAUCCAAGGCGUGAUCAUGUUCGCUAACGGCAACCUGGUCGAUGGCCUGCUGGCCUUCCGACGGAACGUCCAGGGAGCCCUUAAGGGCCAGAGCGAGUGCGCGAUCUGUUACUCUGUUAUCUCGACGGAUAUGCAGACGCCCAACAAGCGAUGUGCCACUUGCAAGAACACUUUCCACUCGGUUUGUUUGUUCCGCUGGUUCAAGAGCAGUAACCAGAGUACUUGUCCACUGUGCCGAAACAACUUUGUUUAUGUAUAA
Penicillium antarcticum is the source of this 4869-nucleotide messenger RNA. RefSeq names its product ubiquitin-protein ligase RKR1. NCBI's taxonomy places the organism in Eukaryota, Fungi, Ascomycota, Eurotiomycetes, Eurotiales, Aspergillaceae. Gene Ontology annotation, molecular function: zinc ion binding; ribosomal large subunit binding; ubiquitin protein ligase activity. The record is from RefSeq and is a predicted model, not a curated record. The coding region runs from base 1 to 4869 and encodes 1622 amino acids. Gene Ontology annotation, biological process: ribosome-associated ubiquitin-dependent protein catabolic process; rescue of stalled cytosolic ribosome. The transcript has 7 exons. Gene Ontology annotation, cellular component: RQC complex; cytosol.